This is a messenger RNA of Ilex paraguariensis (yerba mate), 736 nucleotides long. Lineage: Eukaryota; Viridiplantae; Streptophyta; Magnoliopsida; Aquifoliales; Aquifoliaceae. The record is from the annotation of a GenBank genome assembly.
UCUCUCUCUCUCUCAUCACUGCCCAACGUUCUUCAGAUCUUUGGCCCCAAUCCUUCUUCUCUCCUCUCAUCUUUUUCCUUCAUCAGGGGGAAAGCAUGGCAGGCCAUCUCUCACUAGCCAUUGUAUACUUCUUCCUCAUCUCUUCGUGAUGCAAGGGGCUAGAUGGAUGACCAGGCAAGAUUUGACGUCGCCACUAAUCUCAGGAUUCACUCUGCGACCCGUGUAUGGUGCAUUGCUUGUUGCAUUGGUGUGCCCUGUGUCAAGAGCACAAAGAGAUGAAUAAUCAUCUAUCUGAUAAUGCUGUCUUGUCAACAACCAUUGUUAACCCUCCUACAAUUCAAGAGAUGAGGGCUGGUGUGAAUCAGGAGAAUCAAUCUUCAUCUGGAGAAGGUACUAGAAGCAGUAACUUGGAGAUUCAGCCUUUGUAGAAUCAUGAACUUUGAGUUGUCUACUUACAUUAGAGGAAAAAUCUGCAUUUGUCAGGCUCACUUUUGAAAUAAUAGACCCAAUUUUCAUCCGUCAGACUCGUUUAAAAUGCAAAAUGAACCGAGUUUGAUCAGAUUUUUUAGCUAGUUUGUAUAAAACGAGUAUCCAAACAAUAUGUUGCCCAAUUCAAGUAGGGUGAUAUCUCUGAAUGGUUUUAACUUUAUUACCCCAAAAAAAAACUCAUCUAAAGAAUUUGGCAAACAAAAUGUUUGAUGAGUGGAGAGCAAGUAGACAAAAAGUGUAAUUUUUU